AUGUACAGAAGAAUUACGCGAUGCUUAUUAAAUAGAAAAAGCGAUAAGAAAAUUGAUAAAAAGAAGGCUAAGGACAAAUUAACUGAUAUAAAUAAUUCAGUUAAUAUAAAUGAUGAAAUCACCGCAAAAAAUGCCAGUAUUUUCACGUUCUCAAAUAAUAAUAAUGACAAUAUUCAUGGUAAUAGCAUUGCAAGUACAAGUGCACAAUAUCUAACUUUUGAGACUAUUGAGAAUGAAAAGCCAAUGAGGAAAAAGAAAUUAUUAGAAAAAGAGUAUGAAACGAGGAGUGAUGCGUUUCAAUGGGAUGAUAGAUCCAAGAGAGAUCAAAAAGACAGAUAUAUGCCUCAUCAAGAAAGUUACUCCAAUUCUCCAAACACCGGAAACUUGAGAUAUGAUACGAGCAAUCAUAAUAACUUUCUUAUUAGUAUAAGUGCUGACAUUCUUCCAAUCAGACUCAUCGGUACUACAGAUGUAAUUGUAGUAGACAGGUUUUCCGUCUCCUCCAGGAUCCCACAGAACCAUAUUCGGGUCCUUUUUGAGCUCAAGAAAUCUGUAAAUGAUGGACAUUUAUACCAAGCCUUGGCAGAACUGACUGCCGGUGAUUUAAAAUCAACACAUGCUGUUUUAGCUGUACUAACAUAUUUACGAGAUGAUUGGCAGUUUUUUUAUUUUAAUGACAAAAGGAUCGCACUUAUACAAAUAAAUAUGAAAUCUGCUAAUCAAGAACUAAACCAUGAGACAGAAGUAACGGAUCCAUUGCCAAAAAGGCAGAAGCUUAAACAUAUAUAUGGCUAUUGGAUAAUGCACUUGAAUCACCUAUUUAUAAGAAGAAUUGCUUAA
This is a messenger RNA of Rhizophagus irregularis DAOM 181602=DAOM 197198, 840 nucleotides long. Lineage: Eukaryota; Fungi; Glomeromycota; Glomeromycetes; Glomerales; Glomeraceae. The record is from RefSeq and is a predicted model, not a curated record.